AUGGAGAGUUUUGCGGGAGCUUGUUGUGUGCGAGGUUUGUGCAAAGUUAAGUUCGUCCCAUAUGUGAAAGGUCUCUGUGCAAGAUUCGUCCGUAUGCACAAGAUUAUACCUCGCCUCUGGCCUAUUGCUGGGAAUGAAAUCCCCAUAAUUUAUCCCAUUUCAAAUAAUGUGGAGCCGCCACCUCGACCGCUUUUGCCAGAUCGGACGCCCAAAUCCCCUAAUUGGUGUACAUACGAUUAUCGGCGCCAACGGCCGUUCAAAGGCGAAGGGAAGGGCAAGAAUGUGUCGCCAUCCACCCACCAUUCGCGAAUCCCUAGCCUUCCUCCCCAAACCCCAGAUUACUAUGGAAAACACAUCGCCCACACAACCCAAAAAUCCACCGCCAUGGACGCCUCCUCCGUCGUAUGCGUCACCCUCUUCGUUGCUCUCCUCUGCGCAUGCAUCCUUAUCGGCCACCUCCUCGAGGGAUGGCACUGGGCCAACGAGGCCAUCGCCUCCCUCCUCUUGGGGUUGUGUGCCGGUAUGGUGACACUGUUGAUUACAAAAUGGAAAAGCUCAAGGAUACUUUCCUUUGACGAGGAGCUGUUCUUCAUUUUUCUGCUGCCUCCUAUUAUCUUCAACGCUGGCUUCCAGGUCAAGAAAAAACAAUUUUUUCGCAACUUCUCAACAAUUCUACUAUUGGGUGUAUUUGGGACACUGGUAUCCUUCUGCAUUAUCUCCGCUGGCUCAUACUUUUUACUCAAGAAAAUUGGUAUUACAUCCUUGAAGAUUCAAGAUUACUUAGCUAUUGGUGCUAUAUUUUCAUCCACUGAUUCUGUAUCCACAUUACAGGUUCUCAACCAAGAAGAAACACCCCUACUUUACAGUAUUGUCUUCGGGGAGGGAGUUGUUAAUGAUGCUACCUCAGUUGUACUUUUUAAUGCAGUCCAGUCACUGGAUCUUAGCAAUGUUAACACUAUGACUGCCUUUGAGCUAUUCGCAAAGUUUCUUUAUUUAUUCUUCACAAGUACUGCACUUGGAAUAUUGGUUGGACUUAUCAGUGCAUAUAGCAUAAAGAAAUUAUACAUCGGAAGGCAUUCCACAAAUAGGGAAGUUGCAAUUAUGUUACUUCUUGCAUAUCUUUCAUACAUGAUUGCAGAGCUCCUUUCUCUCAGUGGAAUACUGACCAUCUUCUUCUGUGGAAUCAUCAUGUCACAUUACACUUGGCAUAAUGUUACCGAAAGGUCAAGAAUAACAACUAGGCAUGCAUUUGCAACAAUGUCAUUCAUUUCAGAGACUUUUAUAUUCCUCUAUGUUGGUAUGGAUGCUUUGGAUAUUGACAAGUGGAAGAUGAGUGAUGCUAGUGUUGGAACAACGAUCACUGCUAGUGGAACUUUGUUUUCUUUGGUUAUGGUUGGAAGAGCUAUAUUUGUCUUUGCUUUGGCAAAUGUUUCAAACUGUUUUACACAUCGAUCUAAUGCUAAAAUUGACCUUACAUCACAGUUUGUAAUAUGGUGGGCUGGCCUAAUGAGAGGUGCUGUAACUAUUGCUUUAUCAUACAACCAGUUCUCAUCAAGUUCAACAUCAAAAGAAUAUGCAUUCAUGAUAACUACUACAAUCAUUAUAGUGCUCUUCAGUACUGUGGUAUUUGGAACGGUCACUAAACCUUUAAUAAAAGCUGCAUUAUCAUACUCAACACAUGGUGAAGACUCUAUUGUUUCCAGCUUAGAAGAUAUGCGUAUCUUAUUUAUGGAAGAUUGCAGUUCGAACAACAAUGAUGUCGCAAACACAAAUGUGAAGAAUAGUAUCGGCAUGUUGAUGAGGUAUCCUACUUCGACUAUUCACUACCUGUGGAGGAAGUUCGAUGAUAGAUACAUGAGACCAGUUUUUGGUGGACGUGGUUUUGCAUCUCCCAGCUCAUUGCUCCCUGCCACGGAUGGCGAUGAUGUUUGACCAGUGUCCCUCAAGUAAACAACUACCAGCAAUAGAAGUAAAUCCAUAGGAUGCAUACAUAAGCUUGUAUAUCUAAAAACAGUAGACCUUGUUGGCUUCAGGAGAAGCAUUCGUACAGUGAUGUGAUCAUUAUAGGGGAAGGAAGAGCAACUGAUUCCUCCUAUACAUUCUCCAAUAUACAUACUUGUAGUUCUGGCUUCUUCACAUGAUAUUGCAUAUUGUCGUUGACGUGUAA
Messenger RNA from Zingiber officinale, 2167 nucleotides. RefSeq names its product sodium/hydrogen exchanger 3-like. Gene Ontology annotation, molecular function: sodium:proton antiporter activity. The record is from RefSeq and is a predicted model, not a curated record. Gene Ontology annotation, biological process: proton transmembrane transport; regulation of pH; sodium ion transport. Gene Ontology annotation, cellular component: membrane. Bases 1 to 1932 code for a protein of 643 amino acids. The transcript is spliced from 15 exons. NCBI's taxonomy places the organism in Eukaryota, Viridiplantae, Streptophyta, Magnoliopsida, Zingiberales, Zingiberaceae.